AUGCUCUUGACUUUUGGCAGGAGGCAUUGCAGCGUCUUCAUCGCUUUUCCCUUCCUUUUUUUUUUUUUUUUUCUUCCCUUUCAAAGGGCAACCGCGAUUCCGCCGCCGCCUCAGGUCCCCAGGACGGCAGCCUCGGAGCCCCGCUCUUCUCCCAGCGCCGGGAAGCGGCGGGGACUGGCAGCGCCGGUCCUGGAAGAGCGGCGGGUCCACCCGCCGGCUGCCGCGGGGAAAGGGGAGGGAGCUGCCCGCACUCCGCUCCGCUCCGCACCUCACGGCACCGCUCCGUUCCACCGCCCCCGGCCCCGCCGGGGCGAAGCUCAAUGGCGCCUCAUCAAACUGAGACCAGGCGCGGGUACUUUGAAGGCUCGCUCCCCCCUCCCGCCCCCCAUGUUCUGCUUCCACGAGCACCAGCGGAAGAAACUAUCCAAACUUGAGAGACAGAUUCAAGCUGCGAAAGCAUUUCAGGAGGAAGCGUUCUCAAAAAUGGCUGUUCACCAGGCAGAACAAAUAGGAGCUUACAAAUACCUAUCAAACCAACAGAAUUCAAAACCAGUCUGCAUCAGCCAAGGCUUCCUAAAGCUGAGAGAAGAAACAUCAAAUGAGAGAAAUAGAACACAGGCUUUCUUCAAGCAGCAGCAGUAAAAUAGGCCAAAAUCUGCACCAUGUGGUGCAGUUCAGUCAUCAUGAGGACUGGCUCAUAUCUGUUGAAAUUUAUUGUAGCAGUUGAGUUUCAUGAUGGCACCUGCCAUUUUACUCAGCUGUGCAAUGUACACCUGGUUUCAAACUAAGUACAUGCACA
Molecule: messenger RNA, 799 nt
Organism: Pezoporus flaviventris
Lineage: Eukaryota; Metazoa; Chordata; Aves; Psittaciformes; Psittacidae
Exons: 4
Coding region: 1-642 (213 amino acids)
Source: RefSeq, a predicted model, not a curated record